CCAUAAAAAGCUCCGAAUCCUUCUUUCCCUUUCAUCUUCACUCCAAGUUCCACGACAAUGCCUUUCUCAGACAACAAUGGCGAUUCACAACCCUCCUCACCCCUUCUGUCCUCCACUCGACACUCCCAAUCCCAAUCCCAAUCAAACCCACGUUUCAAAACCUUCAUCAUCUUCUUCAUCUUCCUCCUCCUCGCCGUCACCGCCGCCAUUUCCGCCACCGGCACCGCCGCCGUAUCCUUCUCAUCUUCUUCCCCAGAGCUCUCCAGACCUCUAAAGAAGCUCAAAAAGCCCGUCGUGCUUCUCAUAUCCUCCGACGGGUUCAGAUUCGGUUACCAAUUCAAAACAAACACUCCCAACAUCAAUCUUUUGGCCCGAAACGGAACAUCUACGGAUAAGGGUUUGAUCCCUGUCUUCCCGACGCUGACUUUCCCCAAUCAUUACUCCAUCGCCACCGGACUCUACCCAGCCUACCAUGGCAUCGUCAACAACUACUUCACCGAUCCGGCCACCGGCGAGAAGUUCAGCCGCCAGAGCAAAGACCCCAAGUGGUGGCUCGGCGAGCCGCUGUGGGAGACAGCGGCGAACCACGGCCUGAAGGCGGCGGCGUAUUUCUGGCCGGGAUCGGAAGUGAAGAAGGGCAAAUGGGAUUGCCCUAAAGACUACUGUUUUCCGUACAACGAAACGGUGCCGUUUGAGGAAAGAGUCGACACAAUUCUGAGCUACUUUGAUUUGGCUGAAUCAGACAUUCCUUCCUUGAUCGCAUUGUAUUUAUCCGACCCUGAUUCUCAGGGGCACGACGUGGGCCCCGACGAUCCUCGGAUCAAUACGGCCGUGUCGAGGAUCGAUAGCGUCGUCGGACGAAUUAUCCAGGGGCUUAAAGCCCGGGAAAUCUUCGACGACGUGACAAUCAUUUUAGUCGGCGAUCACGGCAUGGUCGGCACGUGCGACAAGAAGCGUUUGUUUCUUGACGAUCUUAAAAAGUGGAUUGUGAUACCGCCGGAGUGGAUGGAGACCGACUAUCCGGUGCUCGGGCUUCGCCCGCCGGCCGGAAAUUCGUCAGAGGAAAUUGUGCGAAAAAUUAAAGAGGGUCUUAAUUCCGGUGAAGUUGAGAAUGGCGAAUUUCUUAAAAUAUAUUUGAAAGAGGAGUUGCCUAGCCGGAUGUAUUAUAACGAUAACGAUCGAAUCCCGCCGAUCCUCGGGUUGCUUGAGGAGGGGUUUAUGUUGGAACCGAAAAGAAACAAGGAAUUGUUUUGUGGGGGUGCACACGGUUAUGACAACACGUUGUUUUCGAUGAGGACGAUUUUUUAUGCGCACGGGCCGCGGUUUGGGAGGGGUCGGGUAGUCGGGUCGUUUGAGAAUGUGCAAAUAUAUAAUAUGGUUGCGACUAUUUUGGGCAUUCCGGGAGCUCCGAAUAAUGGCUCGGCGACGUUCGCAAAUAGUGUUUUGUUGCCGAAGCAUUGAAUUGAAAUUUGCUGUUAAAAGUUGUUGUACGCAGAAUGGCAACAAGUAUUGAUGUGAUGAUAAAAUAGUUUGGAGUAGAAAUAAGAGCUUGUGUGGCUAUGUACUAAUGAUUCACUUGCUGCAUUCAGAUUCUCUCCUGAUUUGGCCAAGUUAAAAUGAUAUUUAUUUAAUUGAAUAUACAUAUAAAAUAA
Andrographis paniculata is the source of this 1652-nucleotide messenger RNA. RefSeq lists its product as uncharacterized. Bases 58 to 1461 code for a protein of 467 amino acids. NCBI's taxonomy places the organism in Eukaryota, Viridiplantae, Streptophyta, Magnoliopsida, Lamiales, Acanthaceae. The record is from RefSeq and is a predicted model, not a curated record. Gene Ontology annotation, cellular component: vacuole. The transcript has a single exon.